AUGACUGUCGAAUUUGAACAACAACAGCCAACGGUUGUAGUUGAAAUUAACAACAACAACAGUAACCAAUCCCAAUCCGUCGAGAUGCAAGACAGUCCUCUCGACAAGACAAACAACAAUACUCAACAACCAUCCAAUGCUAGACGACCUUCGAGAAAUCCCUUCAAAAGAAGAAAACAAAAAGAAGCUACUAAAACUGACGAAGAAAUUCCUGAUGUGAGAGAACCCAACUUGGGGUUCAAAGAUGCUUUUACCAUGUAUAGAAUUAUUGGAUGGAACUGGAUUCUAGUUUUCAUUGGUAUUAUUGGAGCCAUGGGAGCAGGUGUCAUUCCACUGUCUUUCCAAUUUCUCAUCGGAGAUCUCAUUAACGUAUUUACUCCUGUUCGUGCAGAUGGUAGCUUGGUCCCACCUCAAGAAAUGAAAGAUGGUGUUGCCAAGUAUGCCUCUUAUUUUGCAAUUAUUGCUGCCGGUGCAGCUGUUGCAAACUUUUUGAAAGACUUCUUUUUGAACUGGGCCAGUGAAAGAAUUGGUAUGAAUGUGAGAGGAGCUUAUUUUGAUGCCCUUACUAAACAAGAAAUGGGCUUUUUCGAUAUCAAGAAAAUUGGUGCUCUCACGGUUACCUUGUCUGAAGAUGUUAACAGAAUUCAAGAAGUUUAUUCGGUGAAGAUUGCAACCUUGUUGCAAAACCUUACUCAAUUCGUCAUUGGUCUCAUCCUCGCCUUUAUCAGUGGAUAUCAAAUGGCAGGUGUAAUGAUUAGCACUCUGCCUCUAAUGAUUGGAGGAGUAAUGGUUUUGGGAGGAGUAAUUCGAGCUUUAACCGCUAAAAUCAAUAAGGCCAAUGAUCACAGUGCUUUCAUUGCUACUGAAGUGAUGAGUUCCAUGAGAACGGUGAGAAGUAUGGCCGGUGAAGAAAAGGAGCGAGCAAGGUAUGGUAAAGAUUUGAGAAAAAUGUAUUUGGCUGGUAUUGGAAAAUCAAUUGCUCAAGGCAUUACUUUUGGUUCUUUGAUUGGUGUUUUGUGGGGAACUACUGCUUUGGCAUUUUGGUAUGGGGGUGGUUUGGUGGUUGACAAGACCAUGGACGUGGGUGCCAUGUUAAAAGUCUUUGGUUUGUCUUUGUUUGCCAUCAUUGGUAUCAGUCAAGCUGGAUCCUUCUUCCCAGACUUUGGAAAAGCAUUGGUUUCUCAAAAGGCUGUCCUCAAGAUUAUUAAGAGAGUUCCUGCUAUCACUUUUAAGGGUGGAAAGACUUUGGAUAAUGUGAAGGGUAAUAUUCGUUUUGAAAAUGUGGAUUUCAUUUAUCCAUCUCGACCAGGUGUCACAGUCUUAAAAGAUUUUAGCUUGGAAAUUAAUCCAGGUCAAGCUGUGGCUUUGGUUGGUCCAUCAGGUUCAGGAAAAUCUACCAUUGUCGGAUUAGUAGAGCGAUUCUACGAACCAGCUAAAGGAAAAGUGUACAUUGACGGAGUGGAUAUUUCUGAAAUUGAUCCAAUGUGGUUGCACAGAAAUGUUGGAAUUGUCACGCAAGAACCAGUCUUAUUUGCUACCUCCAUUUACAACAAUAUUGCAUAUGCAGUGGGUGAUAAGAAUGUCACUCCUCAACAAGUUGAAGAGGCUGCCCGAGCUGCCAACUGUCACAACUUUAUUAUGGAUCUUCCACAAAAAUAUAACACAAUAUUGGGAGAAAAAGGUGUGUCUUUAUCAGGUGGACAAAAGCAAAGAAUUGCUAUUGCCCGAGCCCUCGUUCAAAAUCCUCAAAUUUUAUUACUCGACGAAGCUACUUCUGCAUUGGACACUGAGUCUGAAGCUUUGGUUCAAGCAGCUUUGGAUCACUUGAUGAAGGGACGUACCACCAUUUGUAUUGCUCACAGAUUGUCCACUGUUAAGAAUGCAGACAAGAUUUGUGUUUUGGCCAAGGGUGUUCUCAAGGAAACUGGUACUCAUGACGAGUUGAUGAAAAUUGAAAAUGGUAUUUAUAAGGGAUUGGCUGAGAAACAAAUGUUGUUCAGUCAUCAAGAAGAUUUGGAAGAUGUUAUGGACAUGUAA
Messenger RNA from Naegleria lovaniensis, 2037 nucleotides. RefSeq lists its product as uncharacterized. Lineage: Eukaryota; Heterolobosea; Eutetramitea; Acrasida; Naegleriidae. Gene Ontology annotation, molecular function: ATP binding; ATP hydrolysis activity; ABC-type transporter activity. Gene Ontology annotation, cellular component: membrane. The record is from RefSeq and is a predicted model, not a curated record. Bases 1 to 2037 code for a protein of 678 amino acids. The transcript is spliced from 3 exons. Gene Ontology annotation, biological process: transmembrane transport.